Messenger RNA from Varanus komodoensis (Komodo dragon), 1513 nucleotides. RefSeq names its product nucleolar and spindle associated protein 1 (gene NUSAP1). Bases 50 to 1510 code for a protein of 486 amino acids. The transcript has 12 exons. Gene Ontology annotation, cellular component: nucleolus; mitotic spindle; microtubule. Gene Ontology annotation, biological process: mitotic cytokinesis; mitotic chromosome condensation; establishment of mitotic spindle localization. NCBI's taxonomy places the organism in Eukaryota, Metazoa, Chordata, Lepidosauria, Squamata, Varanidae. Gene Ontology annotation, molecular function: microtubule binding. The record is from RefSeq and is a predicted model, not a curated record.
GAGCAUUUUUCGCGUGUGGUGGAGGCGCUCAUCGCGGUUCUUCCCAGCCAUGGAAGUGUCGUCGCCGCAGGAUCUGGAGACGCUCAAGUAUGCCGACCUGCAGCGCCUGGCCAAGACUGCAGGGCUGAGAGCUAACCUCAAGGCAGACAAGCUGUUAACUAUGUUAAAGCAGCACUUCUUUAAGCCAAUACAGGAAAAAGAAAAUGUGGACAACAAAAGGGCCUCCUUUUCUUCUACAGAUACAGAAGAAUGUAACACCAAUCAAAUUCCGGUAAACUUAUCCAUGGUCACCAAAAGGUGUAAAAAUCAGGAAAAUGAUAAUGCACAGAACCAUGCAAUAGAAAGACAAAAUAUUAAUGAUAAGGAAGCAGAAGUUCAUCCAGAAAAAGAGCUACAGAUUCUGACAGAGCUGGAAGAAAGGGAAGAGACUUGGGAUCAUGGAUCUGGCAAUGAACUGACUAUAACUCAAAAUAAAUGUCCAGCAAACUGCAGGAUGACAGAAAACUUGACAGAGAACUUUGCCACUCCAAAUCUUGAAAAUGGGAAGAAUUCUACUAGGCAAAAAAGAGUUGGAAAUAAGACUGGUAUGGAUUCUCUGUCUGGAAAGAAACCCGGUCUCACAAACAGCCUAUCCAAAUCUGCAAGGGCAAGAAUUGCGUGUACCACUCCAAACUUUAAGAAACUUCAUGAAGCUCAGUUCAAGAAAAUGCUAUCAAUUGAUGAUUAUAUUGAAAGGAAAAAUAAAAUGAUUCAGAACUUCAAUGCAGUUAAUGAAGGCAAGAUGCUGGCUAAGAAGAGUAGCUACCUGAAUUCUCCUCAAAAUGAAAUUCUAAAUAUUGGUUCCAAGGUGAGGACACAUUCUAGUGGACUUUUAUCAAGCCCUCAUCCUCAGAGGAAUAUGCUGUCCGCUACAUGUACUCCUGUAAACCUGCGGCACUCACCACGCAAUUCUCUUGGCACUGCAAACAAAGGUAUUUUAUCUCAGAAAUCAGCACUGGGUUCAACUGGCUGCUCAACAAUCAAAAUGAAUGUCAGGUUCUCCGGAUCUACAAAGGAUAAUGAGCACAAGCGCUCCCUAAUCAAGACUCCAUCUAGAAAAUCCCCAUUCCUGAACGAUGGCACCCCAGUGAGCAAGAACAGCAAUACAUCUGUAACUAAGAAAGGUGUCAAAAGAAGUGCAACCAAAGGCCAACUAAGAGAAACCCCAACAAACUCUGCUGUUAGCUCCUUCAAGUUGGUAACUCAGACUCCAGAAUCCACAAGCAUUAAGAAGCCAGCAUUUGAUCUGCAAGCAAGUCUGGCUAGGCCACUUAGUUAUCAGCCACACAGAGGAAAAUUGAAACCUUGGGGCAAAUCAAAGGAGAAUCACCAGAAUGCCUGUUCCCACAAGAAGAACUAUAAACAGCCCCUUCUCCAGACCAGAGAAGAGAGACGAGAAAGGCACACACAGGAGAGGAAACAGAGAAAAGACCAAGUGCUUGGAACCUACAGAGGACUGAGAGUUGUCUAAGGU